AGCCCCGGAGCUCUCCCGGCGGUGGCGGCUGCUGAAGUGCAGCGGUGACCGGAUCGGCAACACGGGGCUGGGUUCAUGGCGGCGACGGCGGUGGCAGCAGGGACCGGGGUCUCGGCGGGGACUGAGUCGGCCGAAGGGCCCCCGGGCCCGGUGGCGGCGCUGGAGCUGUGGCUCAACAAAGCCACAGACCCUAGCAUGGCAGAACAGGAUUGGUCAGCUAUCCAGAAUUUCUGUGAGCAGGUGAACACUGACCCCAAUGGCCCCACACACGCGCCCUGGCUGCUGGCCCACAAGAUCCACUCUCCUCAAGAGAAAGAAGCUCUUCAUGCCUUAACGGUGCUGGAGAUGUGUAUGAACCACUGUGGAGAGAAGUUCCAUGGCGAGGUGGCUAAGUUCCGCUUCCUGAAUGAACUGAUCAAAGUGUUGUCUCCAAAGUACCUGGGGUCCUGGGCCACAGAAAAAGUUAAAGGAAGAGUCAUUGAAAUACUCUUCAGUUGGACAGUCUGGUUUCCAGAAGACAUCAAGAUUCGAGAUGCCUAUCAGAUGCUAAAGAAACAAGGAAUUAUAAAACAAGACCCUAAGCUACCAGUGGAUAAAAUCUUACCCCCACCUUCUCCCUGGCCUAAGAGCUCGAUCUUUGAUGCUGAUGAAGAAAAGUCAAAGCUUCUGACAAAGCUUCUGAAGAGCAACCACCCUGAGGAUCUUCAAGCUGCAAACCGGCUGAUCAAGAAUUUGGUCAAGGAGGAACAAGAAAAAUCAGAGAAGGUGUCCAGGAGAGUCAGUGCCGUGGAGGAAGUACGAAGCCACGUGAAGGUGCUGCAGGAGAUGCUGAGCAUGUACCGCAGGCCAGGGCAGGCCCCACCAGACCAGGAGGCCUUGCAGGUCGUGUAUGAAAGAUGUGAAAAGCUGCGGCCUACCCUGUUCCGGUUGGCAAGUGACACCACCAAUGAUGAUGACGCGCUUGCUGAGAUUCUCCAGGCAAAUGACCUCCUCACCCAAGGAGUUCUGCUGUACAAACAGGUGAUGGAGGGCCGUGUCACCUUUGGAAAUACAGUGACCAACUCAGUGGGAGACAUACCUGUCUCCAGAGUCUUUCAGAAUCCAACAGGCUCCAUGAAAAACUGUCCCCUGAUUGACUUAGAGGUGGAUGAUGGAUCUAAGCAGGCUGGGACUGUGGCUCCAUCUUUGCUUCAUCAGGACCUGGAAGCCUUAGGAAUCAGUGAUGGUCCUGUUAUGAACAAGUUUGCUGGUCAGAAUUGCUGUAAGGAAAAGAGCAAUCCCUCUUCUAGCACACUGCUGGGUGGUGGCAUUCAAAGCUCUUUUGGAGACCAGAACUUGCUGGAUCUCAUCUCACCACAGUCAUCUGCUGGUCCUCUGAAUUAUGUCUCACAGAAAAGCAUCCCUAAAGAAGUGCCACCAGGUACUAAGUCCUCUCCAGGUUGGUCCUGGGAGGCUGGCCCAUUGGCUUCUUCUCCAUCUUCACAGAAUACACCUCUGGCUCAAGUGUUUGUUCCUUUGGAGUCUGUUAAACCCAGCAGUCUGCCACCUCUGACUGUGUAUGACCGGAAUGGAUUCAGAAUUCUGUUGCACUUCUCCCAGACUGGGGCCCCUGGCCACCCCGAAGUACAGGUGUUGCUCUUGACUAUGAUGAGCACUGCUACCCAGCCUGUUUGGGACAUCAUGUUUCAAGUUGCUGUGCCAAAGUCAAUGAGAGUAAAGCUGCAGCCAGCAUCCAGCACCAAGCUUCCUGCAUUCAGUCCUUUGAUGCCUCCAGCUGUGAUAUCUCAGAUGCUUCUCCUUGACAAUCCACAUAAAGAACCUAUCCGGUUACGAUAUAAGCUAACAUUUAACCAAGGAGGACAGCCAUUCAGUGAAGUAGGAGAAGUGAAAGACUUUCCAGACCUGGCUGUCUUGGGUGCAGCUUCUUUUCAGGAGACGGACCCUUCAGUUCAUGCUUAGGCCAGCGUUACUUUUGCUGUCUAUACUGGACUAGUCAUGGUGUUUUAGUGCACAGUGCCAAGAGUUCUAUCCUGACAUCAUGCUAUGGAUGCCAACAUCUGACUUACUCUGCAGAUUGUGUGUGGGUGUGUGUGUUUGAGAUCAGGGGGGUGGGAGAGGGUACAACAGGGAUUUUGAUGUGGGCAGUGUGGGAAAUGCUGAAGUAUUUCUGAUAAUCAUCUCUGUUAUAAUCAUAUCUGUUUCUGCAUGUUAGUGGGCACUGAUGUCCCUGCCUCAGGUUGGAGGUUUUAUAAGCCAAAGUUUUUUUCAUGUAGUGUUAUCUUUCCAUUCAUCCACUGUGUGCCUUGUCAGCCUUUGAAAGUCUUGGUUGCUCCCAGACUGUUGUUCUCAGGGACCUUAAAAGGGACCUGGUUGGUCUUGGAGCAGAGACUUGUCUUCUGGGGCAUUCUCUUUCAAGAAAGACCUUGUGUCCGUUUUCAUUAGAGAUUGCUGCUUGCAUGUGUAUGAGAAGAUCAUCUAAAUGGAAUACUUUUUGCACUGUUUCCAGAUCAGGAGCUGCUGUGAGCCAGAGGACCACACUUGGGGGACCAAUCAUGUCCUUCACCACUGUGCCUUAUUAGAAUCGCCCUUAGAUGGACCCUCUGGGCAGAGGGGAAGGCAGAUUCCAAGCCUCAUUCUGGCCUCAGGUCUGUGGGUUAGGCAGCCAGUCUGGGCCCUUCCUCAGGAUUCUCAUCUCCAUCCUCGUCUUCUUUUUCCACAAACAUUUAUUUAGAGUUUCUUUGGUUGUCACACCAUGUUAGUCAUAAAUCAUAGCUCACAGGCGUAUUGACUUCACAGUCUAAGAAUCGGAACUGUGAUACAGACAUGAAAAGAGCUUAGCAAUGAUUUAAGUGGUGACUAAAUAUAGAAAGUCAUUGAAUAAAUACCACAUAGCAUGUGUACUUUGUGGAGUGUUGAGUAAGUGAAAGAUGUAAAGCUGAUUGCAUUUAGAGAUGAUAGGCUUAAAGGGAACUGUCUUCUAUUGAGAAGGAAAAUUUUGUAAAGAAUAUAACUGCCCUUUCUUAACUGCCUCAGUGAAGAGAGAAAUGUGAAGAUCUGAAGAAAGCUGGGUAUUUGUUAAAUUUAUAAUCUGAAAGCAAAUUUCAGGUUUAUAUUCAGUUUGUGCUUAGCUCCUACUGUGUGCUGGGAGCUCUGUGCAGAUUUAACAGUCCUGCUUGGCCUGAUCAGUGGGAGAAGGAACCUGAGUGAGCCUGGCUAAGGUGGCCCCAUGGAGGGCUUUGAAGUUGAAGCAGCUGACUUGGCCAGGUUCUACCUCAGAAGCUACAAGGCUGUUUGCUCCUCUUAAUCAUACAAUGUCUGACAGUUAAGUUUGUGAACUCAUCCUAGAAAAAGUACUACAUACUGCAUUGCUGAAUAUCACUACGGUCACCUUUGAAUUACAACCCUUGGGAAGCUGUGUACCGACACCAGCUCCUAGUCUACUCUUCAAAGCAAUUGUGGAAUACUUUUUCUGGAAUGGCCAUAAAAGCUGUUGUAUUG
This is a messenger RNA of Nycticebus coucang (slow loris), 3498 nucleotides long. It is a transcript of the gene GGA2, whose product is annotated as golgi associated, gamma adaptin ear containing, ARF binding protein 2. Gene Ontology annotation, molecular function: phosphatidylinositol binding; ubiquitin binding; small GTPase binding. The transcript is spliced from 17 exons. Gene Ontology annotation, cellular component: trans-Golgi network. The coding region runs from base 76 to 1959 and encodes 627 amino acids. Gene Ontology annotation, biological process: intracellular protein transport; vesicle-mediated transport. The record is from RefSeq and is a predicted model, not a curated record. Lineage: Eukaryota; Metazoa; Chordata; Mammalia; Primates; Lorisidae.